AUGGGGUUUGUGGAAGCUCCAGAAGUUGACGGCCCUGCGAUACCGGAAACGUUGAGCAGUGACAGUGAUGAUAGCGAUGACGAUGGGGCGGGCGGUAGCGAUGAGAUCAGUGGUGAUGCACCUAAAGAUGAAACGAAAAGAAAAGGAACGAAGUCGAAGUCAGAGCCAAAACCAAAGUCGGAGCCAAAACUGAUACCAGCGGCCUCAACUCGUCCUUCUUUAAGACGAGUGGUGCGCUACUCAUGGUCUAAUUCCCUCAGUCGGCAGCCCAAGCCAACAUCGUUGUACGAUGCGUAUUUUGAACUGUUCGGCGUGCUCUUUAACCUGGCCCUCUGGUAUUCCAAACAUGCUGCAAAAGUCGCCGCAAGCAACCAGUAA
This is a messenger RNA of Dibothriocephalus latus, 378 nucleotides long. NCBI's taxonomy places the organism in Eukaryota, Metazoa, Platyhelminthes, Cestoda, Diphyllobothriidea, Diphyllobothriidae. The record is from the annotation of a GenBank genome assembly.